Colletotrichum spaethianum is the source of this 1092-nucleotide messenger RNA. RefSeq names its product scytalone dehydratase. Bases 1 to 1092 code for a protein of 363 amino acids. Lineage: Eukaryota; Fungi; Ascomycota; Sordariomycetes; Glomerellales; Glomerellaceae. The record is from RefSeq and is a predicted model, not a curated record. Gene Ontology annotation, molecular function: nucleotide binding. The transcript is spliced from 2 exons.
AUGGCAGACAAGACCUACAACGUUGGAAUCAUUGGAUAUGGCCUGUCCGCCAAGGUCUUCCACAUUCCCUUCAUCAGCCUGACGCCUCAGUUCAAGCUGCACAGCAUCGUCCAGCGGAAGCCAACGGCCUCGUCAUCCGCACCAAAUGACUACCCGGAGCUGAAGCACCACACCUCACUGGAGCCCAUGCUUCAGGAUCCCGAGGUCAACGUCGUCAAUAUCCUCACGCCGCCCAACACCCACUUCAGCUUCGCCAAGCAGGCCCUCCAGGCCGGCAAGCAUGUGUUGGUUGAGAAGCCCUUUGUGCCUACCGUCGCCGAGGCCGAGGAGCUCAUCCAGAUCGCCAAGGAGAACAAGCGCCUCAUCUGCGUCUACCAGAACCGCCGUUGGGAUAGCGACUUCCUCACAGUUAAGAAGAUGAUCGCUGACGGCGUCUUCGGCCGCGUCUACGAAUUCGACACCCACUUCGACCGCUACCGUCCCGAGCGCCCCACCUCGUGGAAGGGAGAGCUGGGCAUGGCCGAGGGCGGUGGCGCGCUCUAUGACCUCGGCUCACACCUCAUUGACCAGGCCUACCACCUCUUCGGCAUGCCGGAGUCGGUCUACGGCAAGCUAGUCAGCCAGCGCAGUGGCAAGUUCGACCCGGAGGACCCAGACAGCGUGAACGCGCAGCUGGCGUACAAGGACGGCCUCAUCGUCAGCGUGCGCAUCGGUGUCAUGAGCGUCGAGUCGCACCAGCCACGGUUCUGGGUGCGCGGCACCAAGGCGUCGUUCCACAAGACGGCGCUCGACCCGCAGGAGGACCAUCUCAAGGCCGGCAAGAAGCCCAACGAGCCCGGUUUCGGCGUCGAGGACCCCAUCAACGGCGGCAGGCUGCUGCUCGUCAAGGAGGGCGGCAAAGUUGAGGAGCGCACGAAGCUGACGGCCGAACCCAAGACGUACCUCAAGCUCUUCGAGGGGUUCGCCAAGGCUGUAGAGACUGGAAGGGAUGAGGACGUUCCCGUGCCGGCGAGCGAGGCGCGCGAUGUUCUGCGUAUCAUCGAAGCCGUCAAGGAAAGCGCGAAGACUGGAAGCGAAGUACGCUUCUCUUGA